AUGGAGGCUCCGGGGACAGAGACGGAAUCAGCGGCACUGAAGGCAUUGGCUGAAGUGAGCACCAUCCUGGAACCUAUAGGCUUGCAGGAGGAAGCAGAGCUGCCUGCCCAGAUCCUUGCUGAAUUUGUGAUGGACUCUCGGAAGAAGGACAAGCUGCUGUGUAGCCAGCUGCAAGUAGUGGACUUCCUGCAGGGAUUCCUCAUGCAUGAGGACACUGCCCAGGGUCUGGACCCCUUGGCUUCUGAAGACAUGAGCCGGCAAAAGGCAGGUGAAGCCAAGGAGCACUGGAAGGAGCUCAAGGCCACAUACCAGGAGCAUGUGGAGGCCAUCACAAGUGCCCUGGCGCAGGCUGUGCCCCAGAUGGAAGAGGCCCAGAGGAAGCGGGCACAGCUCCAGGAUGCCCUUGAGCAGCUCCAGGCUAAGAAGCAAGUGGCCAUGGAGAAACUCAGAGCAGCCCAGAAGCAGUGGCAGCUGCAACAGGAGAAGCAUCUGCAGCAUCUGGCAGAAGUCAGGGAUCGUCAGAGAGGAACUCAGCAGGAGGUUGAGCGGCUAUAUCAGGAACUCAGAAGCCUGAAGCAUCAGGCAGGGCAGGAGCAACACAAGCUGCAGAGGUACCAGGCCUUCCUCCAGCUGCUAUAUACCCUGCAGAAUAAAAUGGUGUUCCCUGAGGCACAAGCAGAGCUGCAGCCGUGCAAGUUACCCCUCCACCUGGAUCCUCCUGAAGAUAAGCCCCAGCAGCUGACUUGGCCCCAGGAACGGAACAGUGGGGACAACAUGGUAGGAGAUAGGGGUGUGACCCCACAGGUGAAUGAGGGACAAGACAAAUGGGCGGAAAGGAGGGGACAGAAACUGGAAGUUAGGCCUUACCCACUGCCCAUACCAUGUCUUCCCAAGGUCAGCAGCCCACAACCUGCUGGACAUACGAGCUUGCCACAGCUCCUUGGGAGCCAGCAACAUGAGAAAGGAUUCCAGAGUAGGUGA
Molecule: messenger RNA, 981 nt
Organism: Orycteropus afer afer
Lineage: Eukaryota; Metazoa; Chordata; Mammalia; Tubulidentata; Orycteropodidae
Gene: ZWINT
Product: ZW10 interacting kinetochore protein
Exons: 7
Coding region: 1-981 (326 amino acids)
Biological process (GO): establishment of localization in cell; mitotic cell cycle checkpoint signaling; mitotic sister chromatid segregation
Cellular component (GO): cytosol; kinetochore; dendrite
Source: RefSeq, a predicted model, not a curated record